GUGGUAUGCCCAUGGCAGGCUUGACGGCAUCGGGCUAUCGAAAUGCAAUGAUCCUUCGAACAGUUCUCUGUCGUGAGCUUCGCUGAUCCUGCGCAUGACCAUAAGUAUUGAUUGGCCCGCUAAGAGCAUUGUCAAGCUUUCGAUAUCAUCAUCCGGUUCCGACUCGGCCAGACUCGGUGAGAAAGUGCUCACAUUGUCGUGUAAACAGCAACUGCCAAGCCCAGAAUUAUCCCAUGUUAUGCAGCUCUCCAAAGUAUGCAGCGUGCUCAGGUCCCGCUUAGUGCUAACCCCCAAAUCGGAUUUAGCGUCUAGGCACCGACUUGGACAGUGGAGACUUUACUAGACAAGGGAAUCCUACCCGGAUAGUGUCUUGGUAGUUGG
This is a messenger RNA of Aspergillus piperis CBS 112811, 381 nucleotides long. RefSeq lists its product as uncharacterized. NCBI's taxonomy places the organism in Eukaryota, Fungi, Ascomycota, Eurotiomycetes, Eurotiales, Aspergillaceae. The transcript has 2 exons. The record is from RefSeq and is a predicted model, not a curated record. The coding region runs from base 95 to 343 and encodes 82 amino acids.